Messenger RNA from Fopius arisanus, 850 nucleotides. Its product is annotated as zinc finger matrin-type protein 5. The transcript has 3 exons. Bases 261 to 758 code for a protein of 165 amino acids. NCBI's taxonomy places the organism in Eukaryota, Metazoa, Arthropoda, Insecta, Hymenoptera, Braconidae. Gene Ontology annotation, molecular function: zinc ion binding; nucleic acid binding. The record is from RefSeq and is a predicted model, not a curated record. Gene Ontology annotation, cellular component: nucleus; U12-type spliceosomal complex.
GCUACGAUCAAUAUAACUUUUCGGUGGAUUUCCUUUAUACCUCCAUUCACAAAUGAAUUUAUGAGUGUGUGUACAGUGUUUACAUUUCGGUACAUGUGGAUUAUCGAGAAGGAUCGUAGUUUGCUGUAUUUAUGGGUCUGAUUGGAGGGUUUAAUUGAUUAUUAAUGCCGUGUCUCGGAAUUGGGUAUUUGGGUCGUGACAUUAGUGGCAAUUAAUAAUUAAUUGCUUGGAUUAAGGUAUUGAUGAGUUGAAUUGUCACGAUGGGAAAACGGUAUCAUUGCGAUUAUUGCGACAGAUCCUUCAAGGAUAAUUCGGAAAUCAGGAAAAAACAUUUGAGCAGCUUGCAACAUGCAAAGAAUUAUGCAGAACAUUACCGACAGUUUAAAGAUCCCGAGGAGAUCUUGAGAGAAGAAUCCACGAAAAUACCUUGCAAGAAAACCACUUCAGAGAAUGGCUGUCCAUUCGGGAAUAGCUGCAGAUUUUCUCACUACACUGCACCUAUGAUGUGGGAACUCGAGCGAAUCGUUUGGUUGAAGCAAAGAAAAGAGUCGAAAAAAUUCUCAGCGGACAUUCCAAAUCCUCUGGAAAUCAUCACCGAGUUCUUCCAAAACCCUCUGUCCUCCACCAUCGAGGAAACCACAGAUCGCCCGAUUUGGAACAUUCCUCCGCACCUGAAGACCUAUUCAAAUUUGCCGCCAUCUUUAUGGCCAAUCACACCUGCUAGCGUCACGGACUCGAAUUUCACAAAAUGGGGCUGACAGUCUGCCAGAAACAUCUCCAAGGUAUUGAAAACGAGAGUGCUUCAUUUUUAAAUUAAUUUCUCAAUUAUUUAUUUAUGGAUAAAUAAAAA